AUGUCGCACUCGAAUUCGGUGCUCGGUCGUGACCGUCAAACACGCGGGUCACGCUCAUGGGCACGUCCGUCGUUCUCAUCGGCCAGAACAGCCUCCAGUUCUAACACGUUGACAUCGGCGACUAUUGUUGAUACCAACUCAACAGAAGCGUAUGCAGGGGCCACUUUCGAAACGGUCCCAAGUUCAAUCGUUUCCUUCCAUCACCCCCAUUCAUUUGCAAAUAGCCGUCUAGGAAGUCCGGGAACUCCCAAUGACGCACGCGGCAGGGCUUCACACGAGACAGAAUCGUUACUUUCUGGACCCAACUGCACUUCUAACAGAUCGAGAGCAUCGUCCCGGACGCGAAACUUUCGUUAUUUUUCAGACGAGGAGAUCGAGCUUGCUGAAGGGGUUUCCUCAACUCUAGAAAAUGCCGACUAUGAUAUCAACUGGGAUGGAACUCCAACAUACGAACAGGAACGUUUACAUUACAACCAGUCUUCUACUAGGUCAUCUCUUCGCAGUGCUACAGGGCACUCUUUGGCCUCUUUCAGAUCACGAUCUUCUACGCGCUCUGGCGCUUCGCCUUUUGAAAGUGCUGCCACUGGCUCUAUUCCAACGAGACGUGGCCGGGAAGAUAACAUAAACGGUAUAUUCGGCACAUCUCCUCAUUCCUCUUCAAGCUCUUCGAGAUACAGUUAUAGAGAUAGAAUCCCUGCACAAAUCGAAGAAGAAGCGGAUAGGAUGUCAAUGCGAAGCCAUCACUCUUCCGAGAGUAGUGCAAGUGGCCGCCGAUUUUUGGACGAUGAUGACGAACCCUCGGUUCAAGACGAGAGCUCGGACCGAAAGAAAAAAAGCUCAUCUUACCAUGCCGAGUUUUUGAAGCCGGAGUAUCACGACAGAUUUUACCCCCGUCAUGUGCCUCAUUUACAUGUGCAGCGGUUCUACAUCGCAGAAGAAGAUUUGGUGGUGGGUAUCGCCGGAUUCAGAAAUUCAAAGAUUGGUCUUUUGAUCUACUGCGCUUUGAGUAUUCUGUCGUUUGGAAUCUUCUAUCUUAUCUUGAGGUGGGUUCCUCGUUAUAAAGUAAAACUGUGCGGGAAGAAAGCAUUAUUGGCCAAGGCUGAGUGGGUAGUAGUGGAAAAUGAAUUUGGGGGACUCACGAUAAUACAAGUUGCUAGAAGGUGGUACAAUAGACCUCUGAGUACGUUACUUCCUAUGAAUCACGGUCUUGAAACUGAUAUAUCUCAAAACCACCGCCACCACUACCACCACGAAGGUGACAACAAUCCAAAUAUUCCGAUCAUUAUCCAUUUCUCUUAUCGUUAUUUCAAUCUCAUUUACACACCUGUGGAAGAUGUUUUCAAGACAAACAGUCACUGGACAGAUUAUGACUGGUUGACGCUAGACGCCGAUCAUGCUGGAUUAACGACUGCUAUGGUUGAGGAUAGAGUGCUGGCAUUUGGCAAAAAUAAUAUCAACCUGAAACAAAAGACAACAGGACAACUUCUUUUUGACGAAGUUCUCCAUCCUUUCUACGUCUUUCAAAUCUUCUCAAUCUUUCUGUGGCUCGCCGAUGAUUACUACUACUAUGCGGCGUGUAUUUUAAUUAUAUCCAUCCUCUCUGUGACAGACACACUUCUAGAAACCAAAAAAGCAUCACAACGACUUGCAGAAAUUUCUCAUACUCACGGCGAGGUCAGAGUUUAUCGUGACGGUUUUUGGGUUCAAAUUAGUUCUUCCGAACUAGUUCCUGGUGACGUUUACGAAAUAUCUGACCCUUCCUUAACCUCGUUCCCUUGUGAUUCGUUGCUAUUGACCGGUGAUUGUAUUGUCAACGAAUCGAUGUUGACGGGAGAAUCUGUUCCGGUCACGAAAGUGCCUUCGACAGACAGUACAAUUUGCCAACUGCUCGACGAUUUCCAAAAAGCCCAGAUCUCUAAUCUCUUGGCAAAAUCGUUUUUGUUUAAUGGAACAACAAUAAUUAGAGUCCGCAUCGCAAAUGGCCAGUCCACAGCACUAGCAAUGGCAGUGAGAACGGGGUUUUCUACAACGAAAGGCUCUCUUUUGCGUUCUAUGAUUUUUCCAAAGCCGACCGGAUUCAAAUUCUACGAGGAUUCUUUCAAGUACAUCGGCUUCAUGGCCCUGAUUGCAAUGGUGGGCUUUUCCGUAAGCUGCGCCAAUUUCAUCAGAUUAGGGUUGCAGUAUAGAGUAAUGGUUCUGAGAGCUCUGGAUAUAAUCACAAUUGUGGUGCCGCCUGCACUGCCUGCCACCCUCUCUAUCGGUUCCAGUUUCGCAAUGUCGCGACUAAAGCGCAAGGGAAUAUUUUGCAUUGCACCGACAAGAGUUAAUGUUGGUGGAAAGAUUGACGUAAUGUGUUUCGACAAGACUGGAACUCUUACCGAAGAUGGAUUGGAUGUUCUCGGCGUUCACGUCUCUGUGCCCCACGGUCAACAGAACUCGAAAUGUGGAGAUCUAAUCACAAGUGUUCGCGGUCUAUUCUCUAAGUUUUCGCUCAACGAUUGCAGUUCUCCUUUAGACUUCAAGUCAAGAAAUUUCUUGGUAUCGAUGCUGACAUGCCACUCCCUACGUGCAGUUGACGGCGAGUUAUUGGGAGAUCCUCUUGAUUUCAAGAUGUUCCAAUUUACAAGUUGGUCUUAUGAGGAGGAUUAUCAAGAGCACAUGUUCCAUUCCUUGAAUGAUGAGCGAAAUGAUAAAAGCACUCUACCAGAAAAUAGUGGCAUUGCUCCCGCUGUCGUGCGCCCCAAUUCCGAUGACCCCAGUAACAAAUUCACCGAGAAUGAUCCCCACAAUAUGUUGGGAAUUGUUCGUAGCUUCGAGUUCAUGUCGGAAUUGAGAAGAAUGAGCGUCAUAGUCAAGCCUUACGGAGAUAAUGUUUUUUGGUCCUUCACUAAAGGUGCACCUGAAGUCAUCUCAGAAAUUUGCAACAAGUCGACUUUACCCGCAAAUUAUGAUGAGCUUCUACAGCAUUAUACACACACCGGCUAUCGGGUUAUAGCCUGUGCUGGUAAAACUCUACCAAAGCAUACUUGGCGGUACGCUCAAAAAAUAUCUAGAGAGGAGGUAGAGUCUAACUUGGAAUUCUUGGGACUCAUAAUUUUUGAAAACAAGCUAAAACCUGCAACGACUCCAACACUCACAACUUUGAGGGAGGCCAAUAUCAGAAAUAUUAUGUGCACCGGCGACAAUGUUUUAACGGCCAUAUCAGUUGGGCGUGAAAGUGGGCUGGUUGGAGAGAAGCAUGUUUUCGUUCCUUUUAUAAAUGACAGAGUGGGCCCCGAUCAAGAUCUUAUAAUAUGGCAAGAUGUUGACGACCCUGACCUAUUGCUUGAUGGAAUGACACUUCGACCAACAAAUGGGAGCCUUGAUUAUACUUUGGCUGUCACAGGUGAUGUGUUCAGACUUCUCUUCAAAAAUAAUGAGAUUUUACCCGAUUCCUACAUUCACGAAAUUCUUUUGAAGAGCUCAGUGUACGCCAGAAUGUCUCCGGAUGAAAAGCAUGAGCUUGUCGGCCAGUUACAGAAAUUAGACUAUGUGGUGGGAUUCUGCGGUGACGGUGCAAACGAUUGUGGUGCGUUAAAAGCUGCUGACGUGGGCGUCUCCUUAUCGGAAGCAGAGGCAUCUGUGGCGGCCCCUUUCACCUCGAACUCGUACGACAUAAGCUGCAUGCUCGACGUUAUCAAGGAGGGGCGUGCAUCACUGACAACCUCUUUUUCGUGUUUCCAGUACAUGAGUCUUUACUCUGCUAUCCAAUUUAUUACUGUCACGAUCUUGUACAGUCGCGGCACGAACUUGGGCGAUUUCCAAUUUCUUUACAUUGACUUGUUUUUGAUUGUGCCCAUAGCAGUGUUCAUGUCGUGGUCAAAGCCUUAUCACAAGCUUGUUAAGAAAAGGCCGUCUGCCAACCUGGUAUCAUCAAAAAUUCUGGCGCCGUUGAUCGCUAACAUUAUAAUAAUUUUGUUCUUUCAAGCUGUGCCUUGGUUGAUUUGCCAGCAAAUGGAUUGGUAUCAGAGUCCGGUUGUGGGAGGUGACGACGCUGUGCAAUCUUCCGACAAUACUGUUCUAUUCUUUUACUCCACGUUUCAGUAUGUGUUCACAGCUGUUGUACUAUCAGUGGGCCCCCCAUAUCGCGAGCCAAUGUCAAAAAAUGUGGGUUUUAUCGCGGACGUUGUCAUUUCAUUGAUCCUGAACAUCAGCCUGAUGGCCAUCUCUUCCAAUGGAUGGCUUGGCCAUGUAUUCCAGUUAUCGUGGGUCUCUGGCAAAUUCAAGCUCUUCCUAUCAGUUUGGGCGACUCUAAACUAUUACGCGCAAUUGACGUUGCCAACAAAGUGUAAGAAGAUGUUCAGAAAGGCUAACAGCAGUAAAAAGUACAAGAACAUUUUAAAGAAUGAAAAACUGGAAUGCGUAUAG
Lachancea meyersii CBS 8951 is the source of this 4407-nucleotide messenger RNA. Lineage: Eukaryota; Fungi; Ascomycota; Saccharomycetes; Saccharomycetales; Saccharomycetaceae. The record is from the annotation of a GenBank genome assembly.